Messenger RNA from Monodelphis domestica (gray short-tailed opossum), 1570 nucleotides. It is a transcript of the gene LRRC46, whose product is annotated as leucine rich repeat containing 46. Gene Ontology annotation, molecular function: protein binding. NCBI's taxonomy places the organism in Eukaryota, Metazoa, Chordata, Mammalia, Didelphimorphia, Didelphidae. The record is from RefSeq and is a predicted model, not a curated record.
GAGCCCACGCCAAUCUUCCGGACUCCUUUCUUCUCCCUCCCCCCUCCGCCCCGCCUUCUAGAGAUCACGUGAGCGCAGGCGCAGAUCAAAGCGUCCUUGUCUCCUAGCAACGAGGUCCGGGUGCCGAGAACAGAUUUUUCUUUGUGCCUGCAGGGUGCUGCAGCCCCAACCCGCAUUGCAGCGCCUCCCCCUGGCGGGCUCCCAGAUCGCUGCUCCCUGAGCUCUUCUUUAGAUCUUUAACCCUCCAUGCCCAUUGCUUCUCAACUAUUGACACCCUUUCCUUCUCCUCAUUGCACCGAGGGUCACCCAACUCCUCUCUUGAUACCUUUCUCCCAGACUUCAGAAGUUCCCCUUCCCUCUCCUUACCUCACUCCUGAUUCCAGUAUCCCCAAGUGUUUCAAAGCUGUCCACUCUGUCUUCUGUCCUCCUACCACUGAACUUUAGUAUUACCCACCCAAAGGAAGCCAUGCAUGGAGUUGUUCCUGCUCAGAGCCCUGUGGGAAGAGGAGGUAUCUGCAUUUCUGAUGCCCUCAUUGCCAAGAGAAACUUGGCCUUCACAAAUGAGACGGAUCCUCCAGAGGUGAUGGCUCAGGCUCUUGCUGCACUGCAGACUGUCCGCCUAGACGGAGAAGGUAUAGGCUAUAUUGGAAAUCUGGAGGGUCUCCAAGCCCUUCAUAGUCUCUACCUUCAAGAGAAUGAGAUUGAGCGAAUUGAGAAUUUGGACUGCCUCCCAUCCUUGCGCUACCUAACCCUAGCAGGAAAUAAGAUCCAACAGGUAGAAAACCUUCAUGGUCUUCCACAACUGCAGCUCCUGGACUUGUCCCACAACCAAAUUGCAACAUUGCAACUAGCUGAACUUCCUCAGAAUCUCCUAGUCCUUAGUCUUUCUGGGAAUGGUUGUACCAAGCAGAACGGCUACAGGAAAAUGGUGAUAGAGUCCUUACCUCAGCUUCUGGAUCUCGAUGGUGAGACAGUGCCAGGAUGGGAGGACCCAAAGGAGGAGGACAAAGUGACUGACAUCCAGGAUGAGUUCCCUGAGUUGAGUGGCCCCUUCUGUACGGAACGAGGCUUUCUAGAGGAAUUGGAACAGGAGCUGGCCAGUCAUAGGGAUAGGAGACUAAGGGAGGCCCUGAUGGAACAUCAGAUCAGGAUGGCAUGUAAACCUGUACUCACUGACCUCUCAUCACUACCAGGGGCCCCUCUGUCCAAGAACCACAGCCCACCCCCAAUGCCUGGGAAAGACACAGUUGGGGCCAGCCCCACUGCCAGUUCCCCUGGGCAACCUUCUGCCAUGAGGAAACCCUGUGGCCUAAACAGCCAGGGGCAGAGCAACAGAGUUCAGGUGGAAAGAAAGGGAAAGCAGACCACUGGCCCCCAAGCCAAGACUCAACAUGCUACCCGAACAACAACGAUAAGAGCCAAGAAAUGAAUGACCCCAGCCUCUUUAGAACCCACCUUUUCUCGGCCAGCAAAGCUAUAGGAGAGAUAAAAGGGUGGGAAAGAAGAGUAGCCAGGUCUUUAAAUUCCCAUUUCCUGAUAAAAGCUCAUUCCUAAUAAACAGCUUCUGGCA